AUGCUCAACUGGUGGCUGAUUGUUCUGAUCAUCCUGGUGUCGCUGAUCUGCAUCGGCCUCACCGUCUACAUCAUCAUCUACUUUCAGUCAGAGGAGGACUCGGGCUGGGACUAUGUGCCGAAGGCCGUCGCAGGUCUUGGACUCAUUCUGGCUCUGGGCAGCGUCUUCCUCGUUCCCUUCGAUGUGGCCAACUCGCCAGACCCUACUCUGGUGAACAAGUACAACCAAACGAUCAAUACUCCACUGAUGUGGAAAAUUGUGCUGUGGAUGAUGGCUGCCAUGGCGGUCGUGAUAUGCCCCUUCUUCAUGUUUUUCUAUGAGGCGUAUGACCCAGACAAACCGCGCAUUGGAAUGCAGAUCGCGCACGGCUUCAUCUCCACCCUUAUCAUCGUCGCCCUGUUCGCCCUUAUCGUCGGCCUCUGCUACUACUACAAGGGCUUCGCGGACAUUACAUUUCAGACCUACAAGGGUAUGCCGCAGAUGGUCUUACCCAACAGCACUGCCAUCAGCUACGUGGGCGAGUCGACCAAAUCAACCAUCACCAUCGCUGUCAGCAUCUACACGUACUGCAUCGGCAUGCUCUGCUUCUUUGGGUGGAUCUUCUUCUUCUUCUACGGCGGUGCCGGCCUCAUUGCGUACCCCAUUGGCCUCAUUCGCGGCUUCAAGUCGCGCACCAAGGCCAUUAGCGCGAGCCUGUUUGCAGAGGAGAUGGCCAUUGUUCUGGCCAAGGCGGACGUAAUGCUGGCGAUGUGCAUGGAGCUGCAGCGUGAAAGCCGCGGCAAAAUGGCGCGCUCCACGAAGAACAAGAUCAAUAUCAUGCGCAACGAGGUGUACUUCCUGGAAGCACGGCAGGAUCAGCUCAUCUGGGCAUACACGAAUGCCGGUGGCUCGCCCUUCAUUGUGUAUGGAAAGUUGGCGUUAGGGAUCCUGUGCCUCGCCACAGCGAUGAUGUGGUGUUUGCAGAUUUUUGUCUACAACACCUUCAACGCAGACCCGCUUCUCAACACGUUGCUGAUUCGCCUGAACGACGCCUUCGCGUUGUGCGGGGUAUGCGCCUACGGCAUCUUUGUCUUUUACCUCAUGUGGUCCACGUUCCAGGGGCAGAUAGCACUGGGCCUGCGCCUCGUCUUUUUUCAGAUCCAUCCAAUGAAGAAGCAUGACACCCUCGUGAACGCCUUUCUGUUCAACGUGAGCCUUCUCCUGAUCACCUCCUACGCGGUCAUCUUCUUUGCCGUCCAAUCCUUCCAGGACUACGCCACUCUGACCGCCAUCAACGGCCUUCUCAACGUCUUCGUGAUGCAUCUGCGCGGCAUUGGUGUGUUUAUUAGGUGGGCGCAGUUUUGCUUAUUGGGCAUGUCGUUGGUGGCGCUGAUAUGGGCGGCGGUGGCCCCGUAUAAGAAGCGUCGUGAUCCAACCAAGAUGCGCCUCGACGAUUUGGGCUAA
This is a messenger RNA of Leishmania braziliensis MHOM/BR/75/M2904, 1443 nucleotides long. RefSeq lists its product as hypothetical. Lineage: Eukaryota; Euglenozoa; Kinetoplastea; Trypanosomatida; Trypanosomatidae. The transcript has a single exon. Bases 1 to 1443 code for a protein of 480 amino acids. The record is from RefSeq and is a predicted model, not a curated record.